Messenger RNA from Saxophila tyrrhenica, 537 nucleotides. RefSeq lists its product as uncharacterized. Bases 1 to 537 code for a protein of 178 amino acids. The record is from RefSeq and is a predicted model, not a curated record. Gene Ontology annotation, molecular function: oxidoreductase activity. The transcript is spliced from 2 exons. NCBI's taxonomy places the organism in Eukaryota, Fungi, Ascomycota, Dothideomycetes, Mycosphaerellales, Extremaceae.
AUGACGUCUCGCUCAGACUUGGUGGUGGCCAUCGACUUGGGCAGUAAUUGCGAGAAAAGGUCUUCAAAGCAGCAAGAACACCACAUCGAACCGCCCAUCAUGAAGCUCGUCCCAGGCGCCCUCGCGCUCACAAGAACUGGCUUCCAACUCCUAAUGAUCGGCCGCCGCCGCCAGGACCUAACGCCGGCACAGUAUCGCGACCAUUACGAGAACGUGCAUAUCCCACUCAUGAGGAAUCUAACGGGCGACUCUUUCCCGCUGUCGCACGAGCGACACUACAUCUCGCGGAUGCCUGGUGACCACGGCACAUUCCCAGCGGACCUGCUGCUUCCCGGCAUAGUCACGCAAGCGGACUUUGACUUCGAUGCCGUUGCGGUCUUGACGUACCGUGAUAGGGCGCAUUUUGAUGCCAACUGGGCGUACUUUGAGGACGAGGAGUUCCGGGAGAUCAUUGCGGCGGAUGAGGCGAAGUUCUCAGAGUGGGUGAAGGGUGUUUUCUUGAGCGGGUAUGCAGUGUCCUUUGGUGAGGUGCAUUGA